AUGACUGUCUCCACUGAGUGAUACAUUAUGACGAGAACGUACACAACAUAGUGCAACUUGAGAUCUAGACAAGACACAGCACAAGUACUAGAGCACCGACCAUGGCCGGCAUCUUGGGCGCUUUGCAUUGGUGGGACGAGUGGCAGCUGCGCGUCCUGGUCCUCGGCAGCCUCGGCGUGCAGUGGUUCCUCCUCUUCGCCGCCCCGAUGCGCAAGUACACCAUCCCUCGCUGGUUCAGGACCUUCAUCUGGCUGGCCUACAUCGGCAGCGACGCCCUGGCCAUCUACGCGCUCGCCACCCUCUUCAACCGCCACGCCAGCAGCAGCAGCUGCGGCAAUGGCGGCGACUGGUCGAGGGCCCUGGAGGUGCUGUGGGCUCCCGUCCUCCUCAUCCACCUCGGCGGGCAGGAGGAGAUCACCGCCUACAACAUCGAGGACAACGAGCUGUGGACGCGCCACACCGUGACGCUGGUGUCGCAGGUCGCCGUCGCCGUCUACGCCUUCUGCAAGUCGUGGCCCCGCUCCGGCGACCGGCGGCUGCUGGCGUCGGCGAUCCUGCUCUUCGUCGUCGGGAUCCUGAGCUUCAGCGAGAAGCCGUGGGCGCUCAGGAGGGCCAGCAUCAACCGCCUGGCCGCCGUGUCGUCCAGGCUGCACGGACGGGAGAGGAAGCCUCGCCGACGGUGGGGGCUCUUCACCAAGUUGGAAGACAAGUACGUCGGCUGGACAAGAGCGGCGGCGCAUUACUGGACGGCGACGGACAGUCAUCAUCAGGCAGCGGAUCAUCAUCAGGUUCUGUCGGACGGAGACAAAGUUCACAUGAUCCUCUCCGACAUGUCCCUGUUCGCCGCCUCCUCCGACGUCACCAAACGAGAGCUGAUGAAGCUAGACAGCAUCAGAGACGCUGAGAUGAGGCGGCAGCGCGAAGAAGGAAAGACGGCGCAAGUUGAAGUCGAAGGUGACACCGACAAGGACGACCAAGUUCUGGGGCCUCUCAGCCCCAGCGCGGAGAUGGGCUCCAAGCGCUGGCUGCGCAGCGCCUUCGGCCUCAUCUACACCAGGAUCAACGUCGCCACCACCCCGGCGUACCUGGCCUUCCACUUCCUGCUGGUCCCGGCGAUCCACGUCGCCGCCAUCUCGCUCUUCGCGGCGAGCCGCAAGCGCGGGUACAACCCCACCGACGUCAGGAUCACGUACGUCAUCCUCUUCGUCACCGCCGCGCUCGACGUGCUCGCCGAGUCCAUCCGCCAGCUGCUGUACUGGGCCAUGUCCGCGGCAGGCGUGCCGGCGCUGUGCGAGACGCUCCCCCAGUACAACCUCCUCGGCUCGGCUCGCCGGCGGACGAGGCACCCGGCCGCCGGCCGGCUGCUCAAGUGCGCCGCCCGCCUCGGCUUGGAGGAGUAUUUCGUCUGCGGGCGCGGGAACCGCCUCUACUGGAGGGUGGCGGGGUUCGUGAUGCUGGACCUGGUGCGCGCCAAGGGCCUAGACCUCGCCACCUACCGGAGCUUCACCGGCAGCAACUGGGCGCUCACCGAGGAGCUGCAGCGGCAUUGCCGCGCCAAGGUACGGCGCACCCUGCGCGAGUCCUUCGACGAGAGCGUCCUCAUCUGGCACAUCGCCACCGACAUCUGCUUCCGCCGCAGCCCUCGGCGGCGGCCGGGCGCCGGCGACCAUGAGGAGUGCACGCUGGCGAUAUCCAACUACAUGGCCCACCUGCUCAACUUCCGGCCGGACAUGCUGAUGACGGGCAGCAGGCGCCACCUGCUCACCGAAGCCCUGGAAGACCUCGAGGACAUCAUCCUAAGCAGUAGCACGGCCACGAGCAGGACGACCAAGGUAGACGACGCGGCCGUGCUGGAGGCCGUCCGGAACGCCGGCAAGUCGGAGCGGCACAAGUACCCUGUCAUCCACGACGCCUGCAAGCUCUCCGACGAGCUGAUGGAGGUGCGGCCGGAGGAGACGCGCUGGGAGCUCAUGUACCGCGCCUGGGUCGGCAUGCUCUUCUACUCCGCCAGCAUGUGCAGGGGGUAUCUGCACGCCAAGAGCCUGGGCGAGGGCGGCGAGUUCCUCUCCUUCGUCUGGCUCAUGCUCUCGCUCAAGGGGGCCAAGACAUUGGCGGACAAGCUUCAGAUGCCGGAGCCCGACGCCAAGGAGGAAUCCGAACAAGCUGCUGCUGCUGGAGAGGAGGCGACGGCGACCGCCACCGCGAUGCCGUCGACCGAUGACCUGGAUCUGGAGUCGCUGGUCGACCGACCGGGGAAAAAUCGCUGAUCCAUGAUGCAUGCAUUUUCCUGCAGCCUGCCUUGCAUUUGUUUUCAUUUCAUUUGUUUGCACAACUUACUUGGUGUCGCAUCACAGUGUCGUUACCCCAUCCGAUAUCCGAUCCAUUUGCUUAUAGAUUGAUUGCUUCGACCUUCUGCCAGUGCCAGCCAUCACUACUACAGAACAACAGAUCUUUUGAUCCUCUGCAAUUGGCUCGGCCACUAUUAGACCUGGAACCAAUAGAGGCUUUUCCUGAUCCAA
This is a messenger RNA of Panicum virgatum (switchgrass), 2519 nucleotides long. RefSeq lists its product as uncharacterized. Bases 102 to 2267 code for a protein of 721 amino acids. The record is from RefSeq and is a predicted model, not a curated record. The transcript has a single exon. Lineage: Eukaryota; Viridiplantae; Streptophyta; Magnoliopsida; Poales; Poaceae.